AUGAAGCUCGUCCAACUCAUCCGCGAAUGGUGUCGCGACUACGUUGUCUUCACCAAUUCCAUCGUUUUCAUCUUAGGCCUAAUAUUUAGCUACAAGUUGGUGGAGAAGACGUUUCUGAACAUCUUGAUCACGCGCCUCACCAACGCGUGGGAGGAUUACGACUUCCGGCGAGCUGUCGUGGUCGUGAAUUUGCAGGAAGGAUCGGCCGCGCUUCUCGUGGCGUUCUUCGCUUAUGUCGCCGACGUUCGCUCCGGCCGCUUCAAAAUGGCGGUUUUCUCCACCGCAGUUUGCAUCAUCGGACUGUCGCUCAACGCUCAGGCAGUUGGAAACAACGAGCAACGCCUCGAUUUUCGUUUAUUCUACCCUGCAUUGGGCCUCAUGACUCUGGCGCAAGCAGCGCAAACUUUCACGCUGCGUGCAUUUCUUGAUGAUCAGCUGCGGCCGAGGGAUGCCACUGUAGCCCCCGCAGCCGCCCACCUCACGGACGGGAGGCGCAGCAUGUUCUGGUGGUACUUUGUCGCCUUCACGGCCGCCAUUUUCGCGCAGUUUGGGCCUUUAGCGGAUUACGAGUUUAGGAAACUCGCAAUAGUGUUAGCGGCCAUGAUGGGAUCUUGCUUCUUAUUGUUCUUGCUGGGUACCAAAUACUACGUCUUCGUCUCCACGGUUCCGAACCCUUUCAGAGGCGUUGGAUCCGUCCUUGUCAAGGCGGUCGCCAAGAGAAAAGUCGAGUAUCCGCAAUCUCCAGAGGGGUUGUUCCACAACUUUAACGGCGAUCUGCAUAUCCCGCCUCGUGUUCCGUGGUUGAGCACCUUCUUCUUCGAAGAAGCCCUCAGCCUCAGCGAAAACAUACGCCACGUCAUCUUCUUCGCCAAUCUACAGAAGUUCACAGAGGUAGUAGUCUCAGAAAUAUGCUACUACACAAUCGAGCGCCUAAAGAGAUACAAUGAGCAGAAAAUGGAGCUCGUGAGAAUCGGAAUUGGGAUGUCGUGCUGCAUGCUAUGCUGCAUGGCUGCCUGGGCGACUUCGCCCAGGCAGCACGGGACUGGCAUGAGCGUGUACUGGCUAACUCCGCGCUACUUGUUGUUGGGGAUAACGCGGGGACUCGCUGGGGAUGGGCUUGAAUUGUUCUACAAAUCUCAGGUUUUGGAGAGUUUGUUCCGAUUCGGGCCGCCGUUCGUGGAGAUCAUGAUGGGGGUUGGAAGAUAUCUGAGCAUCGUUUGUGUCUUUGUGUUUAGCGGAGAGUGGUUUCAGAAGGAUCUAGAAGAUAGUCGUCUCGACAAGUAUUAUAUUUUUUUGGGGUGUUUGAGUGUUGGGAAUUUUGUGGCCUACUGUUUGGCAGCGCGGUGGUAUGGAGACGACGACUUCCUGGUGGACGAAGAGAUGGGGAUUGUAGAGCAAAUGCUGGCCGAGAUAGAGGGGCGCCAGCGGGCGCUGUCAGAGCCCGAAGAGAGAAGAGUGCGUGGAGAAGGUAAUAGAGGGGAAAGCUCCGCCUCUGUCUCUGGAUUCGGACAGGAGGCGGAGGUAUAUGAAGACCCGCUUUUGGGGUCUUCGGAAUCCAACAAAAAUUUAUCUGCAUAUAAUUAUGUGUUGAUGCGCGCAGUGACAGUGUUUUCACGUCUGAACUCAAGAGCGGCGCGCAGGCGGCGGCUGAAGGAUCAAUAG
Molecule: messenger RNA, 1662 nt
Organism: Salvia hispanica
Lineage: Eukaryota; Viridiplantae; Streptophyta; Magnoliopsida; Lamiales; Lamiaceae
Source: RefSeq, a predicted model, not a curated record